Messenger RNA from Dendrobium catenatum, 1026 nucleotides. RefSeq names its product glucan endo-1,3-beta-glucosidase-like. Gene Ontology annotation, biological process: carbohydrate metabolic process. The transcript is spliced from 2 exons. Bases 1 to 1026 code for a protein of 341 amino acids. The record is from RefSeq and is a predicted model, not a curated record. Gene Ontology annotation, cellular component: plasma membrane. Gene Ontology annotation, molecular function: hydrolase activity, hydrolyzing O-glycosyl compounds. Lineage: Eukaryota; Viridiplantae; Streptophyta; Magnoliopsida; Asparagales; Orchidaceae.
AUGACAAGCUACUGUUUCUUCUCCAUUGCUAUCAUAGGGCUGCUUCUCAGCUUCCUCACUGCUGGUUCGAGGGUUGAAUCUAUUGGUGUUUGCUAUGGCAUGAACGGCGACCAUCUUCCUCCACCAAGUGAAGUCAUUGAUCUCUACCAAUCUUCUAAUAUUGAAAGGAUUAGACUUUACGACCCCAACCAAGAGGCAUUGGAAGCCCUUAAAUGCUCUGGCAUUGCUGUCCUUCUCGGCAUUCCCAACUCCGAUUUAUAUUCUCUCGCUAAUGAUUCCUCUGCAGCCUCCACUUGGAUUCAAAACAAUAUCCAAUCUUUCUCAUCAGAAGUCCAUUUCCGCUAUAUAGCCGUUGGAAACGAGCUCAUCCCUGACUGUGAAGCCCAAUAUAUCCUCCCUGCAAUGCAGAACUUGCAGAACGCCUUACAGUUCGCCGGCCUUCAAGAUCAGAUCAAGGUCUCCACAGCAGUCUCCAUGGGCGUUCUUGCCACCUCCUACCCUCCCUCAACUGGCGCCUUCUCCUCUGAUGUCAUCGACAUUCUCCAACCAAUUAUCAGCUUUCUCGCCAUUAAUGGCGCCCCUCUGCUCGCGAACAUCUACCCUUACUUCAGCUACGUUGAUGACACACAAGAUAUCUCCAUCGAAUACGCGCUCUUCACUUCUCCUGGAACGGUGGUCACAGAUCCCAACAGUCAGUUGAGUUAUCAAAAUCUCUUCGACGCGUCCCUUGAUGCGCUCUACUCGGCGCUGGAGAAGGCGGGUGGCGCAGAUGUUGCGGUGGUGGUGUCGGAGACUGGCUGGCCGUCAGAUGGAGGGACGGCGGCGACGGCGGAGAAUGCACAAACGUAUAUCUCGAAUCUGGUUCACCAUGUUGGGCAGGGGACGCCCAAAAGGCCGGGGUGGAUUGAAGCUUACAUAUUUGCCAUGUUUGAUGAGAAUCAGAAGCAGCCGCAGGGGAUACAGAAUCACUUUGGGCUGUUUACUGCUGAUAAGCAGCCUAAGUACACUAUCAUGUCUUACAAAUAG